GUGGGCUCGACCGCGACAGCGCUCCACCUCGCAUCUCAUUCAGAUGUCUGCGGAGCUUAAGUUUCAGGCAUUAAGGGUAAGAUGGAUGCAGCUGAGGUUCAGUUCACCCCACUGUCUGAAUUAACAGCUUCAAAGCAGAGGUACAUAGUCCGGGUCCGGGUGCGUAUGCCACUGAUGUGGGGAGCCUUCGGUCCAAAUCAUGGCCACACGUUGUUCAGCCUCGAGAUUUUUCGAUCGACGAUAAGGGAAAAACCAUCCAAGCCAAUAUACAUCACAAUUCACAAACACAGAUAAAAAUGUGUUUCAAAGAGCGGCUAGUUGAAGGCCAAGUUUGUGCAUUUCCAGAUUCUGAAGUGUUUGAAGUAAAGCACUGUAAUUUCAUCACCUGUCGUAAUGGCUUGAUGAUGUACGUUGGUGGUCGAGAUAGACGGAGAUGCGGUCCAGCCAUUGACCACUGAGGUCUGAAAGAUACCCCUUGGAUCUCACAUUUAAUUAGUUUUAAAUUUACAUAGUCUCCUGGUGUUUGUUAGGAAGCAUCUCCGCUAGUCCUUGAGCUACUCCCAUCCAAGGCAUGGUGGCACAAAACAAUUUCCUUAUCCUGGCAGUGGCAGUAGCUCUCUAUUCUAUUAAUUGGUUGAUUGGUCACAUAUUGCUCCACUUGCUACAUAGCAUAAACAAACCCUAUGCUUUCGUGGAACUAUAACUUUCCGGUGGACACUACAUCUUUAAGUUGAGAGAUUUAUGAUUGCUUUGAACCAGCGACCAUUCAACUUUCAUUCUUUGACCAUCCUUUGCCCCGAGUUGCUUCGUGUGCUGCUUAUUUUGCGAUUAAUAUUACUCCCGGGGGUGGCAUGUCACAUAUUUUAGUCCACUAAAGCACUCGGCGAGUGCAUGCUCAAUCUCAUCACUUGUGCCCACCAAAAGCGCCGUAACUGCUGCUGCUCGGGCCUUCAUCUCGCCCAUGGCUUUGAUUUCUCUUCCCACAUCAGCUCGGCCUUCCUAUUGAGGUAACCAUGCAUCCUCCUCCUCUUCUUUUCGAGCUCCUUUAUCUAGUUGAUUCGGUUGGAUAUGCUCUGUGUGUCCAUUCUUGGGCUUGAAUCUUUUAAGGCUUAGCUUCUGCCCCAAAUUUUGCCAAGGGAUUCCCCUGAAGUCAGUUUUUUCAUCCACAAUCACCAUACUGUGUGUUUUCGAGUGACAGCAAUUGAGGUUUUCCUGCUUGGAUUGUUUUGUUUUUAGACUUUUAAAAAGUAUGAUUUCGAAUCUAGUAAGAAGAGUAGACCUCUUUUAGGGGAAACAUCAAAAUAAAAGGCAAGUUGUCCACCAAUGUCUUUUGUAGAUGUGGAAUCAUCAUUCAGGACUGUUGCUCCACAGGUCAAAAAAAGGACUGUUGCUCCAUGUGUUUCCUCUUGGUGUGAAUUUUUCAAGCACAAACGUAUACUAAUGUUUACUUGAUUUCUUUCCUAAACGUUCUGUUUGUACAUUCUGGAUCUUCCCUUGUGAGAUAUAUAUUGGCUACUUCUAUGUUGAGCUAAAUUCUCGCACUCUUUUUUUUUCUUCUUCUUAUUUGCACUACUAUUGGAAAGAAAUUAUUGAGCAGGCUUUGUCUAUGUCUGUCUUCUGGUACUGUUCUCAACUUUCGGUGAUGCCAGGAACUUCACUUUACUAAAGUUCUUGCAAUUAUUAGUUGUGUUCUCUUACUCAGACACGUGGAUGUUCUGCCUUGCAUCAAUGAGCUUUUGUUCAAAUUGCAUGAUUCAGUUUACUGAAUUAUCAACUUCUUUUUUGCUGCGAUUGCAGGUUUUGUGGCUCUCUAGGUGCGCCAACUUCACUAAACAAUAGCACGAUCCUAAGAUCCUCAAUUUUCCCGACAUUUCCUUACCCCAAAGUCCAAGAAAAUAACAAUGUUCUUGCUCUAUACAACUGCCCCCCUGUAGCACGUUGAUGUAAGGGAGUCCCCAAUUAUUUUAUCCUGGUACACCAACCACCGCAAUGGUGCUCCCAACCUUACCGGUUACCCUCACAUUCCUCACACUGUUAGCUCUCUUGUCGAUUGCCAAGGCGGCUGAUAACAACUCCACAACCUCUGGCCUUAUCCUCCUAAAUUGCGGAUCAUCAACCCAAAACGAUGAUGAUAGUGGUCGUACUUGGGAUGGGGACACCGGCUCCAAAUUCGCGCCAUCAAUGAAAGGAGUUGCAGCCAUUGCUUUAGGCCAAACCCCUUCACUCACCCCCAGGGUUCCUUAUACAACUGCACGCAUCUUUACUUCAAAUUACACCUAUUCCUUCCCUGUCAGUCCAGGCCGAAUGUUCUUACGCCUAUACUUCUUUUCAACUGCUUACGAAUACUAUGCUGUCUCAGAUGCCGUCUUCGUAGUCACGUCACGGAAUCUUGUCCUCUUAAAUGACUUCAAUGCUUUGCAAACAGCUCAGGCGAUCACUUCUGCCUACCUUGUGCGUGAAUUCUCGGUGAAUGUUUCUUCAGGCAGCUUGGACCUCACCUUUGCACCAUCAGCACAACAGUAUGGGUCUUAUGCAUUUGUGAACGGCAUUGAGAUUGUGCCCACGCCUGACAUCUUCGCAACACCUGACAUAAGAUUAGUCAGCGGUGAUAACACAUCUCCAUUCACAUUCGACGCUGACAUGAGCCUCCAGACUAUGUACCGGCUCAAUGUCGGGGGCCCAGCCAUUUCCACGGAAGGUGACUCGGGCUUUUACCGCUCAUGGGCCAAUGAUGCCCAAUACAUACUUGGUGGCUCUGGGUUGACCUUUUGGAAAAAUGAUAAUUUGACUAUCAGUUAUACAUCUAGAGUGCCGAAUUACACCGCCCCAGUUGAUGUCUAUGGUACAGCUCGGUCGAUGGGGCCAACUGCACAGAUCAACCUGAACUACAACCUUACAUGGAUUUUUCCAGUUGAUGCAGGUUUCUUUUACCUCCUAAGGUUCCAUUUCUGUGAGAUUAAGUAUCCUAUUACCAAGGUGAAUCAGAGGUCAUUCUUCAUCUACAUCAACAACCAGACAACGCAGAAGCAAAUGGAUGUCAUCGUCCGGAGCGGAGGAAUCGGUAGACCAACGUACACUGAAUAUGUUAUCAUGGCUAUUGGUUCUCGUCAGGUGGACAUGUGGAUUGCACUUCACCCUGAUCUUUCAAGUAAACCACAGUAUUCGGAUGCAAUUCUGAAUGGUCUCGAGGUCUUCAAGCUACAGAAUUACGGACCGAGCAAUCUUGCUGGGCUCAGUCCUCCACUUCCGCAAAAGCCUGAUGUGAAUCCUAAUAGGCUAUCUAAUGGUGAAAGAAAAUCCAAAGGUGGCAUACAAGCAAUCAUCGGUGGUACUACUGGUGGUUUUGCUUUAUUGUUGAUUGCCCUUUUCAGCAUGUGUGUUAUAUACAGACGGAAGAAGGUAGCGAAGAGUCCCGGCAAGACCGACUAUGGACAUGUGAAGCAUCCAACUAAAUGCAUAAAGUCUACAUGUGAUCUUGUACGUCAUUUCUCAUUUGCUAAAAUUCAAGUUGCCACCAAAGACUUUGAUGAAGCACUUAUUAUCGGCAGAGGGGGUUUCGGGAAUGUCUACAUCGGCGAUAUAGAUGGAGGGACAAAGGUGGCAAUCAAGCGAUGUGACCAGAAAUCCCAACAAGGCUUUCAUGAGUUCCAGACUGAAAUCGAGAUGCUGUGCAAUUUCCGCCAUCGCCACCUUGUGUCUCUGAUUGGCUAUUGUGAGGAGAAGAAUGAGAUGAUUCUGGUGUAUGACUACAUGGCUCAUGGAACACUGCGUGAGCAUCUGUACAACACCAGGAACCCACCACUACCGUGGCAGCAGCGCCUUGAGAUUUGCAUCGGUGCAGCCCAAGGACUGCAUUACCUCCACACCGGCGUAGAGCAAGGAAUCAUCCACCGUGACGUCAAGACCACCAACAUCCUACUGGAUGAUAGGUUAAUGGCAAAGGUUUCCGACUUCGGUCUGUCUAAGGCUAGUCCAGACAUUGGAAACACCCACAUGAGCACUGCUGUGAAGGGCACCUUUGGAUAUCUUGAUCCGGAGUACUUCCGGCUGCAGCGUCUCACCAAAAAAUCAGAUGUGUACUCUUUCGGGGUCGUGUUGUUUGAGACCCUGUGUGCGCGCCCUGUGAUAAACACUGAGCUCCCUUAUGAGCAAGUGAGCUUGCGUGACUGGGCGCUAUCUUGCUGGAAGAACGGUGUACUUGAGGAGAUUGUUGACCCCCGUGUUAAGGAGGAAAUCACCCCUGAGUGCUUCAGGGUUUUUGCAGAGAUAGCAGAGAAAUGUGUAGCUGAUCGUAGCAUAGAGAGGCCAUCAAUGGGUGAUGUACUUUGGAACCUUGAGGUCGCACUCCAGCUGCAGCAGGCUAGUGCAAGCUACAACAGCAACCGUGCAGAGGGUGCUUCAUCUCUUCAGAUCAGCGCGGUGCAUUCAGACAAACCAUCCACCAACUCAACAAUUAGCAUCGCAGCACAGGAAGCCAUAUUUUCAGAUAUUGCGCAUGCAGAAGGCCGAUAAAAACAAACUGCAGGUUGCUAUUUUGUUAUUUUGCUACAAGGUUGUUCAUUGCCUCGGUUAUCUUGAUGUAGUAGUAUUAACUACAGCCAUAUCUGACUGAGCUAUCAAGGGUAAAGGAGGGAUCUACAAAGGACAUAUUACCCAAAUUUUAAGCACUCUCCCUUCUCCGAGUCAAUGAAGAACUCAUCAACAGUGUAAUCAAUCUAAUUGGGAUUACGAAGGUGCCCAGCGGAUAUCCAAUGUCACCCCUUCUGAUUCUCAGCGUCUUAUCCAGCUUGUUGAGAGGCCGCGUUUGCGAUGGCAUGGCCAAGAAGCCGGCGACGCCACUGAGGCACCUGUAGCCUCAUCAUUGCUAUGCGUCGCCAGAUAUAUGGAGCUAGUGGAGCCAUAAUUACAGAGUGAAAGGUAGACAUACAUUUUUUUAGAUAGUGUGCUUAUUCCACAAAAUUCCUAAGAAUUGUUUAAUUCAAUGCCCACCUACACUCGAACUUUUUACAUUCAGUCAAACAUUUUGUUCGCCCAUUCAUUUUACAUAAUCUUUCAACUUUCACA
Molecule: messenger RNA, 5064 nt
Organism: Triticum dicoccoides
Lineage: Eukaryota; Viridiplantae; Streptophyta; Magnoliopsida; Poales; Poaceae
Product: receptor-like protein kinase FERONIA
Exons: 4
Coding region: 1990-4512 (840 amino acids)
Biological process (GO): protein phosphorylation
Molecular function (GO): ATP binding; transmembrane receptor protein tyrosine kinase activity
Source: RefSeq, a predicted model, not a curated record